Molecule: messenger RNA, 3134 nt
Organism: Sinocyclocheilus anshuiensis
Lineage: Eukaryota; Metazoa; Chordata; Actinopteri; Cypriniformes; Cyprinidae
Product: ADAMTS-like protein 5
Exons: 13
Coding region: 701-2215 (504 amino acids)
Biological process (GO): extracellular matrix organization; proteolysis
Cellular component (GO): extracellular matrix
Molecular function (GO): metalloendopeptidase activity; protein binding
Source: RefSeq, a predicted model, not a curated record
CUGGGCUGAGCUUCAGGUGAACGCGGCGGCACGCAAAGCUGCGGCUCUCAUUCACAUUAAUACAAACUCUGGCUGGCGUAGUUUAUUUACAUACGCCGGAUCAUCACAGACGCUGCUUUUUGACGGAUGAUAUUCAGCGCCUGAUGUGAAUCUGAAACAGAAUGUGAAAUCUACAGGAGGACCAAGUGUCCUGAUCGAAGAGCCGUUAUUUUCUCUCAAGGAACACGGAUGUCGUGUGUGCUGAGAGGCUCAGGUAGAGUUCACAGAAAGCCACAUGAAGACAGCAGAUCUGAAGUCUUAUAACCAGACCUUCCUGUGAGAUCGGACGCUGGACACUCUGAUAUGAAACUGAAAGCGAUUCAGAGGUUUGCUCUAUGAAACAGCACCUUGGAAAGUGAGAAGGACCGUAAUGUAAAUAAGCGGGGACGACGUGAAGUAGCCUAUAUUUACUUUCAAUGAUUCUUUUUUUAUUCAGGAUUAUGUAGGAUUCAGGUAAUCCUCUUUGGGUUCUUCGUGUUUGAAACUUCAGGAAAAGUACCCAGCAGGGGAAACACUUGUGAAACAUGGAUGCAAUUAGGUUUCCCGAUUUUUUUGAUGAUAAAAACCACUGGGAUCACACAUCUCGUGGUCUUUACUUUAUCAGAUGAGUCCAGUUUCAGAUCUCAAAAAGUUAUUUUGUGACACCUGACGAAGACCUAAAAUGCAGAAGGCAAACAACAGGAAACUGUCUCUGUGCCAGGCCCUCACCCUCAUAACACUACUGAUGUCUCCAAGUUGCCUGUCCUCUCUGCCUUCAUCCAGACAAGUAGAGCUGGGAGGUGAGGUACCACAGAUGCAUAGCCAAAUACAUUUCAUGAAUGAGUGGGCCUCGUGGGGCGGUUGGUCUGUGUGUUCGCGCUCCUGUGGGGGAGGGGCGUCUGUCCGUACACGCACCUGCAUCACCAGAAAUCUGGUAGGAGGGCCGUGCUUGGGGGACACCAGGCAAUACAAGAUUUGUAACACAAAGGAGUGUCCUGCUGACUCUAUGGACUUCAGAGAACUGCAGUGUAAAGCUUUCAAUGACAGACCCCUGGUCGCUGGCAGCAGUUACCGUUGGACUACCUUUCAUGGAGGUGUGUGUGUGCAGAAGCCAGGAUGUGACUUGAUCUUUGGAUCUGAGCAGCAGGAGGAUGCCUGCAUGGUGUGUGGAGGCCACAACUCAACCUGCCUUCAUCACAGAAGUGUUUAUCAAAGCAACGGGCAGAACAACGGACUGUUUGGGUACAGUGAGGUCACUAUGAUCCCGGCCGGAGCUACACACAUCAGAGUGACUGAUAACAGCAGAAACUAUCUAGCACUCCAGAAUGGGCGCUCUCAGUUUGUGAUCAAUGGGAACUGGAAGAUCAAUGUUCCCGGGGAAUACAAUGUGGCAGGAACCAAACUUCUGUAUCGGCGCUCUGCUGAUACCUGGGAGAGUUUCGAAGUUCCAGGACCAACUCAGGAGGACCUGCACAUCAUGGUCUUGUCCACUGAUAAGAGCUCUGGGAUUGAAUAUGAGUACUGGCUGCCUCCAGACCGCUAUGCCCUGUAUCAUGGGAGAAGUCAACUUCGGCAGCCUCACCACACAUCAAACCACUUACCCUUUGAACUUCCAACCACUACGACUACCACUACUACAACCACAACCACUACUACAACACAGCCAGUCACAAAACCUCAUUUCUGGGAUCCUGCUGCUCGCUGGCCUCUUCAACCCCCCUAUCAACAGCAGCCAGUCCCACGUUUGGAAAGAGAUGAAAACCGCAGGAACCGACUGCCUGAAAUACAUCGUAGAGGCCGCUGUGGGAAAUGUCGCCAGGUACGAGGGAAAGGUGAGCGCCAGAGACAGUAUUGCCAAAAAGAUUUUGUAUUUCGAGCAAAAGUGCUGGAAAAAGUCUAUCAUGGGGAGGAGACCCGCUUUGACGUCCAAAUCAUCCACACAUACCGCAACCGUUAUCGUCUGGAGCACCGGGAGUUCCUGUGGGCGCCCAACAAAUGUGACUGUCCCUUUCUGCAGGAGGGGCAUCAAUACCUGUUGAUGCUGCGACGGCAUAUUAAUUAUGAACGCACUCUCAAUCGCAUCCUGUUGGAGGAGGACAGCUACGCUCAGCCUUAUCGAGCACGUGAGGACAGCCUGCUGCGCCCCCUAGAGGAGCUCUGCGGUAACAGAGACAGCAGGACUCCGUUCAGGGGGUAAACACAUGGACGAUCACACUUUCACUGCACACUAAUUCUGAAGUUCAACUUUUGUGCCAAAAAACAAGGCACAGACAGAAACCCCGCUCUGACACUGAAUUGAAAUCAGUGAUGACUUUACUAAAGCAUUUUGCAUUCCUCAAUAAAGACAAUGGACACUUUGUCAGGAUGAAUUAUGUCCAUGAGGACAAUUAUGGGCAUGAGGCAAACCAAAGCAAAGAGAGUCACUAAAUGAAGCACUUUAGGUGGACAGUCACCUUCUUUUAAAAUUGUACACCUAAGUAAAUAAUACACACAGAAUUUAUGAUGCCCUUUCUAGCACCACAUGUUUGUUAAUGGCAUAAAAUAAUUUGAGAGCAUGUCUAUCUUUAUCAUGUGCAUUUUGAUGUUGUUUUUUAUAUGUAUUUAUAAGCAGACAGUAUUUCUAGAGGAAACCUUGAUUUAUAUAUUGCCUUAUUUUACGUGUUUACCAUCAAUAUAUUUGCUUUUAUCAUAUUGAAAUGAUAAUGAGUGUUUAUGAGUCACACAUAUUUACACAUUCAAGAUAAGCAGCAUAUACACUUUGGAGCACUUUUGCCAAUGAACAGUUGUUUUCCGCUUUAUGUUUGGCAGCUGUUUUUCCCUUUCAUCAUUAGCAGACUAACUAAGAUUAUCUUAUUACCUUGAUGUGGUUGUUAAAUUAUAGUCCAGCCUUUCUACAAAACACACAUAAACUCUAGAAUGUGUUUUGUUAAAAAUAUAUUUACAAAAAUAACUUCUCUUUUAUGACAGUGACAAACUUUCUAACAUAAACAUGCAAUUAGAGCUAAAUAGGCUGGCUGUAGCCUUGUUUUAAAAGUCAUUAUACUUUAGAUAACAGCUUUUUCUCCCUGUGGCCUCUGAUUGGCUGAGAAAGUGGGAAUAAGCCCCAGAGAACAUAU